Messenger RNA from Aspergillus novofumigatus IBT 16806, 1438 nucleotides. Its product is annotated as SDR family NAD(P)-dependent oxidoreductase. The record is from RefSeq and is a predicted model, not a curated record. The coding region runs from base 319 to 1251 and encodes 310 amino acids. Gene Ontology annotation, molecular function: oxidoreductase activity. Lineage: Eukaryota; Fungi; Ascomycota; Eurotiomycetes; Eurotiales; Aspergillaceae. Gene Ontology annotation, cellular component: cytosol. The transcript is spliced from 2 exons.
CCGAAAUGAUUGGUCAAAACAUCAAUACAGAAGGUACCUGCAUGGGGGAACACCCAAGGGGAUGGUCAGUGACCAGGCUAAAUUUUACUGACAUGCAUUACAUUAAUAUUGGCCUCCCCUCAUACUCUCACCAGCCAUACUCAUCUCCAUCUCUGCUUCAGACUGUUUGUGCUAUCUUGUGUGCUCUACUACCUACUCAUCACUUCAGAGUGAUUCCUAAAGACAGUUGUCUAUUUGACUAUUUACACACUCACUCUCGUGCAAUACACCACAGCAACCAAACCACACAGAGAAAAAGAGAGCCCACAGUCUGACAUAAUGGCGGCGCCACCACCCUCCUAUACCAAGGUCACUCACUCUGCCACGUAUGCCAGCAUCAAUCCAACUCAGCCCGGCCUGUCCACUGCGGGCAAGGUUGUGCUGAUCACUGGCGCAUCUGGCGGCAUCGGCCGGGCCACCGCCGCAUCCUUUGCUGCAUCGCGUCCCCGAGCUCUCAUCCUCUUCGGCCGACGCGCCGACGCCCUGGCGGAAACCGCCACGGCUGUUCGAGCCGGCCACGCAGAGGUGACCAUUCAAACUCACACGGCUGAUCUGUGCGAUGCUUCGGGCGUACGCGAUGCCAUGAACAAGGUGGCUGCCGAGUUUGGCGGUAUCGACAUCCUCGUCCACUGUGCCGGCUCACUGGCCCCCGUGGUUCCCCUUCUGCAAGCCGAUCCGGCUACUUUUAUGGACGGCUACAAGACUACUGUUGUCGGUACGCUGGUGACGGCACAGGCUGUCGUCCUGGCAAACAAGACGGUCAGCGCCAACACGGACAAGCCAGUCACCUUUAUCAAUCUGACAACAGCCGGCAUCCUAUUCCCCCCUUUUCCCGGCAUGGGCGCCUACAGGAGCAGCAAGAUGGCCGCCGUCAAGCUCUUAGACUCCUUUGCCGCCGAGAACCCGCAAGUGCGUCUUCACAAUGUGCAUCCCGGACUCCUCCAAACGGCCAUGUCUGCCAAGCUAGCUGAGACGAUAAAAUUGCCAUAUGACUAUGAUGACAUCUCCCUUCCCGCCGAUUUCCUCGUCUGGAUUGCCUCCCCCGAAGCAGAGUUUCUCAGAAACAAGAUCGUCUUCGCCUCUUGGGACGUUGAUGAGCUCAAGGGUCGCAAGAAUGAAAUCGUCGGUUUCCGGCCGGGAGCUGGCGAGCUCGACAUCGGCUACCAAGGAUUCCCUCGGUUUAUGGCUGGGCAGCCUUUGCCCGGCACCUAGUAGGCGACCGGUACUCUGUAUGUGUAGUCGCCAUCGCAGGCUGAAGGGACUGUGCUUGCGCAGCGUGACUAAACCAGUACAUGAAGUAUUUUCACAGGGGAGAACGAGCGCGAAGGCGCCAUGAAAGGAAUGCCAGAAUUAUGUUGCUCAGUUGAGCAUAGCUUUUAAAUGAUAAAGAUAGAAGACG